This is a messenger RNA of Emericellopsis atlantica, 402 nucleotides long. RefSeq lists its product as uncharacterized. Lineage: Eukaryota; Fungi; Ascomycota; Sordariomycetes; Hypocreales; Bionectriaceae. The record is from RefSeq and is a predicted model, not a curated record. The coding region runs from base 5 to 226 and encodes 73 amino acids. The transcript has a single exon.
GACUAUGUUCAGCUUCAGAUUCUUCCUGCGUACUCCCUUGGCUACUGUACUCACAAGCCAUGCAAAGGUAGUGAAGCAAGUGAACGUACUUUCUAAGUCGAGAAUGCUCGGGCGAGACCGAAGCGGUACAAUCGUUCGAAUGCAAGUGAGGGCUGCUUGCGCAAUGAUAGAGUGGACCACACGAUGUCAGCCGUGCCCCAUGCUCGACCUGGGCAGGCUACCCUGAGUAGAGGCUUUUGUGUACCGACUUUGCCAUCGCCGCUCAAUCACGGUCAUGUUCCACGGAAUAUCUUUAGCGCUCAAAGAGGCACCCUUGCCCGUAGCCGCCUGGGGAUGUGCCAGAGAUGUGCCGAUUUUUACGAAACCUGCCGAGAAGCAGAUUUUAUUCUCUUCCUGAUCUCG